AUGCUUUGUGGGACUUCAGCCAACGAAAACGCCAUAAAGACUGCAUUUAUCUGGUACAUGACAAACCGCCGUGGUGGUAACCCCCCAGAUCAGAAGGCUCUUGAGAGCAGUAUGCAUCAGCAGGAACCUGGAACACCUCAUCUAUCCGUUCUCGGCUUCCAGGGAGCUUUCCAUGGACGUUCUCUUUGUAUGUUAUCGGUAACCAGAAGUAAAGCUAUCCAUAAGGUAGACAUCCCCGCGUUCGACUGGCCCAUUGCCAAAUUUCCACGAUAUAAAUAUCCCCUGAAGGACAACAAGGCUUACAACGACGCACAGGACAAGGAGUGUCUUCAAGAUGUUAGGGAAAAAAUUGCAGAGUGGAAGAAAAAGAAACUCAUCACCGGUGGCUAUUUCUACGGAGAACAUAUGCGCGUGAAAGAGAACACUAAAGCGAAUUAA
This is a messenger RNA of Strongylus vulgaris, 438 nucleotides long. Lineage: Eukaryota; Metazoa; Nematoda; Chromadorea; Rhabditida; Strongylidae. The record is from the annotation of a GenBank genome assembly.